UAGAAAAUAAAUGACCCUGAUUAGAACCGGAAGCAAUAUUUUUCACUUUUUAUGAUUUCAAUUUUAGCAUUUUCAUCUGCAUUUAAUGGAAAAGAAUGGAAUAGGCCUAACAGGCGAUUUCAAUAAUAUGCAACCAUUUUGAACGCAGUUAUGAAACAAUGCACAUAUUAUUUUACAACUGACCUGUAAGAUUGUGACAUGUCUGGAGAAUACAGUUACCAGGUUCUAAAAGUGUGUGUUGCACAAAUCUGUCAGAAUCUAGGUUGGAAUUCGACACAAUCAACACCACUAGAACUUUUGACAGAUAUUCUAGAACGCUACCUGGUGCAAGUGGGGAAAGUAACUCACAGAUAUGCUGAACAAUUUGGAAGAACAGAACCCAAUAUAGAUGACAUAGGUUUAGCCUUCCGUCAUUUGAAUGUCAGUCCGAGUGAGUUAGGAGAAUACAUUAAGAAUGCAGAUCCUUUACCAUACGCUCAUGAUGUGGUGGCAUUUCCUGUUCCAAAGAAACCUAAUCUACAAUUCCCUAAACCAGACUGUAGAGAGGUGUUCACAAGGGAUGAAUCUAUACCAGAGUAUAUGCCACUCAUGCAUCCGGAACUGGAAGAGGAAGAGUCUGUGUCUACUGAACCCAGUACAGAUACAAGAGUAACAGGAUUAUUACCAGUUCCAAUAUUGAAUCAGAUAUCAACAAGUCCAGUAGAUGGCACUGUAGUAGACAAACAUGCUAGCACACCACCAGAUGGACCUCCAUUUAAAAGAAGACGGUUAGACAGUGGUGCUCUUCCUGAAGACGCUGGGCCAUCAUUAUAUGAAAUGAAAAGUGUGAUUAUAUCUACGUCAGGAGAUCAUACACCAACUCAUGGCAAAGCUGGUAAACUUCCGGAUCCAAGAACACCACCUCAGGGAUAUCCUAAAAAGGCUAAAGAAUCACCCAAACCAUCCCCUAUCAAACAGUCAAAGAAAUCAGCAGCAAAAGAAAAGUCAGAUUCAAAUAAAGAAAAAAUUGAAAGAGAUCUAUUUUCUGAAACUGUGUUUGUGCCAAGUUCUUCCAAAUCUGAUUCAAAAGAUGUACACACAGAAAUAGUAAGACCGAAAUCCACUGUAGUAUCACCACCAGGUUAUGGGCCUAGAUCUAAAUCUCCUGGUCAGGCCAAAAGUCCUAAAGGCCCUGGACGACCACCAGGUAGACCUCCAAAAAGUCCAGGGAGACCACCUUUAAAGAAAAGUCCAGGUAGACCUCCCAUGCAGAGAAGUCCUGGUAGACCUCCUUUAUCUAGAAGCCCAGGUAGAUCACCCUUCCAAAGAAGUCCAGGAAGACCACCUUUACAUAGGAGUCCAAGUCGACCUCAAUCUGGAAGAAGUCCUGGCCGUCCACCAAAAAGUCCUAGAGGCAGACCCAGAGGAUUUAUUCCUGUGGUGGUUAAACCUAAUCGUCCAGCAGAUAUAGAAACAAUUGAGAGAAAUAUAUUAGAAAGAAUGUCACCAAAUUCACAAAUCUCAAACGAAGAUAUUAAAGAUGUUGUUUCAACACCAACAACUGAACAGCCAAUUGAUUUGUCUCUGUCUGGAAAAUCUACAGAAUCAUCUGUCAGUGAGGUUGUUGUUAAGACUGAAGAAAAUGAAGAAAAUUCACAAGAUGGGUCUUCUAAACUUGUAAUCGUAGAACAGUCUCACAGGCCACGUGGAAGACCACCCAUCAGUCCAGAAAAGAAAAUGGCAAGAUUAGCUGCCAUUGAUGACAUUAUUGAUUCAGUUAUUGCAAAAUCAUCUAAAAAUGAAGAAACCAUCGAGGAUAAGAAACCAGUCCCUCAUUUUGCUAAUUCUGAUGAUGAAAAUAAAAUUGAAUCGAAAGAUAAAAAAACAAUAUUCGAUGACGGAGAAUCAUUUGAUGCUUAUGUCACAAAUGUUAAUUUGGAUGACAUGCAGACUGAGGUCGUAUCAGAGGUCACUAUUAAAACUGAGGCACCUGAGGGGAAGGAUGAUGUUAAUAAUAUCACUUUACCAACUGGGGAGAAAAUACCACCGCUACCACCACCACUGCUUACAUCACCACCUAUAAAAAGACCAAAAGGACGUCCAAAGGGUUCGGGAAAAAAGAAAUUAACAACACCAGUUAAGGAAAAGUCGAAGCUAAAACAAACUGUUCUGUCUGAAACUAUAAGUCAGGUAAAUAUUUUUGAAAACAAAUCACCAGAAAUCAAAAGUCCUGAAAAGAAGCCAAUGGAUCCAUGGAUGGCAGCUAUGUCAGCGGCAGGUCUGUCUGUAUCAGUACGGCCACCUGAACCAGAGGAAGAUACAAUGCCUGCAACUCAAGAUACAGACGUGUCAGAGACAGUGGAGGUAGAAAAUGUCACUAUUGAAGUAGGGAAUGAAACAGUAGAAGUUAAGACAGAGCCAAGUGAAAUCAGAAAUGAACCAGUUGUUAUUAAAACAGAACCUAUGGAAACAGUUAAAGAUGAUAGCAAAGUAAAGGGAAAAUCAGAGAAAUCUGAAAAAUCUGAAAAAUCAAAGGAACACAAGAAGAAGAAAGAAAAGAAAAAGAAAAACAAGAACAAAGACAGGGACAAGGAAAAAAGUAAAAAGGACAAAGGUCGUGAGACGUAUUUCCCAACCAAGUUGAAGAUAAAAUUUGGUGGUGCAUCAAAUAAAUGUGAAAGUACUCGUGUGAUAAUGUCUCCUCGAACAGAGUCAUCACCUAGUGAAUCUCCUAGACAAGAAGGCCUUAAACUAGUAAUAAAGAAGACCACACCACAGAUCUCUGAAACCAAACCAGCAUCACCCUCUGUAACAUCAGUAAAGAAAGAGCCAAAAACUAAAGAAAUAAAGAAAGAGCCUAAACCAGGACUUGUGAUAGAGGAGGACCCCCCUAUUCUCACACCAGAACCUCCAAAAACAGCUACUCCUCCACCUCCUGUUCUUAGGGUGCCAUCGCCUGUUCCUCGUAAAAAUCCUAGUAAACUUUCUAUUCCAGAGCUACCUCGAGGUGUUGUUCCAUCCCCACCCCCACCAAAUCUGUCACAGCCAUCUACAUCCAGUGUACCAAGAAAACGUGAACCUGAAGCUAAAAAAUUUCCUUCCCCUGCCCCCACAGAAAUUAAGACAUCCCCGGUGCAAACCACAUCUACACCUCCAUCAUCACCUCCUCAUCGUCCAGAAUCACCGGUGGAGCACGUCAAUUCUCCUCAUAGUGACACACCAUCUACCAGUCCAUACCAUUCUCCAUCUCCUUCUCCAGGUCCCUCUAACCCCAGAGAGAAGUUUGAAUUGCCUCCUAUGCCCCCACCCUCUAUAGUUCCUCCCCCUCUUCCUCCUCCAUCCAAGCCAUCAUCAGUACAGAGAACAGUAGUAGCAGAAACCAUUGGAACCUUCAUAGUGUCAGAAGAUCAUGUCAUUGAGUCAAGACAUGACAACACAGCCAAGCUUACUGUCACCAAGCUUAAGGAUGCCACUGGACAGAAAGUAUGGAUUUGUCCGACAUGUAAGAUGCCAGAUGAUGGAAGUCCUAUGAUUGGUUGUGAUAUAUGUGAUGAUUGGUAUCAUUGGGUAUGUGUUGGUAUUAAGGAGGACCCUCCAGAAGACCAGUCAUGGUAUUGUACAAAGUGUAUGGCGCCAAAGAAACAAUCAAAGAGAGGCAGGAAGAAAGGCAGUGGGGCUGGAAGAGGAAGGGGAAAGAAACCUGCCUGAUGCAAUAGUUGUUACAAUUGGGUUAAA
This is a messenger RNA of Mytilus trossulus (common blue mussel), 3714 nucleotides long. Its product is annotated as transcription initiation factor TFIID subunit 3-like. Lineage: Eukaryota; Metazoa; Mollusca; Bivalvia; Mytilida; Mytilidae. The coding region runs from base 199 to 3687 and encodes 1162 amino acids. The transcript is spliced from 12 exons. Gene Ontology annotation, biological process: positive regulation of transcription by RNA polymerase II. Gene Ontology annotation, cellular component: transcription factor TFIID complex. Gene Ontology annotation, molecular function: transcription factor binding; DNA binding; protein heterodimerization activity. The record is from RefSeq and is a predicted model, not a curated record.